AUGGGGGAGGAAGUGUCGCCUCUCAGCCCCUCACCUGCUGCCGCCUGUGCCGCUCUUCCUUCGGUAGAACAGCAAGUAGAAAGGGAAUUGCAAAAAACACAGAAUAGGUUUCAUCUGUCUUUGGGAGCAGCUCUCCUCUUUGCUUUCCUUUUCUUCUUCUCUUCUCUCCCCGCCGCCUCCGCCUCCUCCGUUCUGCUUCUGCCUGAUGGCGCUGCUGGUCUUUCUGAAGGCCUUAGCUCGUGGGGAAAUGGGCGCAUUAUCAGCAUCCCUUACAUCGAUCCCCAGUCCACAGAAACGGUAGCGAGGGAGUCGCCUUCGGUUGCUGCCUCCCAGGAUGGCUAUACACCUGAGGCCCCUCGUCUGCAUCUCCCCUUCCGUAUCCGCAGCCUCACCUCCUCUUUCAGCUCAGUCCCCAACAGAUACUCCCCGCCGCCUCUCUUCACAGACGUAGGCGAGCCAUCCCAGCAGCAGCAGCAGCAGCAACAACAGCAGAUUAGCCGUCGAAAUGCUACGGCUUCUGCUACCUCCCCUGACGGCCGUUUGGUCCCCUCAGCCAUCCCUGGUAGACUCAGCCGAAUAGUGGCUAUCGCACGGCAUGGCGAUCCCCUAGCGCAUUCACGCGGGGGAGGAGGAGGGCCCUAUAAUAUCAAUUUACUGUCUAGAAGUAAUUCUGCUUACAAACCGAAAGGCAAUGGAGGUGGGAGGGCCCCCUCUAACUCUUCUUUUCUCCCUCUUGCGAAGAUGUUGGAUUCAAGAGGCGCCUUUGUGCAGAUGGAUCCACCAGUCGAACAGAAAUCGAUUUACCCAAACACUGACUUGUUGGCAGAAGGAUACGACAGCAUGAUGCUGCCUCCCCCGAAGAAGCCGGCAGCACCACCGCCACAACAGCAGCAACAACAGCAGCAACAACAGCAGCAACAACAGCAACAACCACAAACCCCAGGGCAGGCCUCCUCUCCCCCAGGCACUUCCCCUCCAGGCACAGAAGCUCGUUCUCAAGCGCAACAGGUGGCUAGUACGAAUUACAGCGCAGGGGACUACAAGCCAGACACGCCUCCAGAGGGGGCUUCUUCAGGCGAUCCCAGCGCGAGUUCCUCCCUCGACGAAGAAGGGGACUUAAACCUCGAUGAUGAAGGGGCGGUGGGGGGUGAAGACCCUUUUGCUUCCUCCAGCGCGGAUGCAAUGGGAACAAGCAGUACGUUGGGGUAUUCCGAUAUGGGGUAUAUGGGACCGGGGUAUAUGGACCCCUCUAUGGGAUACGCAGGACAUAUGGGGGCGUAUGGGGGAGCGUACAGCGGCUAUGGAGUUCCGGGCUCCCCUUACUACGACUCAUACGGAGGCGCAGGCUUCUAUGGACCAGGAAACAGCUUAUAUGGAAGCUCGGCAAUGUAUGGCGGGUACGGGGGAUAUGGAGGAUACGGUGGAUACGGAGGGGGAUAUGGGGGGUAUGGAGGUGGGUAUGUGGGUGGCGGCUCAAGUAGUUUUGAUGAUCACUAUGAUAACUAUUUAAAAAAGUACGCAAAAGACGCGGCAAAGGAAGACGCAAGGAGAAGACAAGAACAAGAAGAGAAAGAAAGGAAGAAGGAAGAGAAGGCGGCGAAGAAAGCAGAAAAAGAGGAGAAGCGAAGAAAAAAAGAGGAGAAAAAUGCAGCAAAGGAAAAAGAGAAAACGAAAGAAAAGGAGGGGAAAGGCAAAGAGGAAAAGGCUCAAAAAGAAAAGGCAAAAGGGGAGGACGCAGGCAAAGAAAAAGCAGCGAAAGGGGAGAAGGGCAAAGACAAAUCAGGCAAAACAGACAAAGCGGGCGGCGACAAAAAGAAGGAAAAGGAGAAAAAAGAUGCAAAGGGAGACGCAAAGGGCGGGAACGGAAAGGCAGAGGCAAAGGGGAACAAGAAAGACAAGGGAGGGGACAAAGGAGGAAGUAAAGGAGGAGACAAAGGAGGAGGCAAAGGAGGAGACAAAGGAGGGGACAAAGGCGGGAGUAAAGGAGGAGAUAAAGGAGGAGACAAAGGGGGAAGCAAAGGAGGAGACAAAGGAGGAGGCAAAGGAGGAGACAAAGGAGGAAGCAAAGGAGGAGACAAAGGGGGGAGUAAAGGAGGAGACAAAGGAGGAAGCAAAGGAGGAGACAGCAAGAAAGGGGGGGACAGCGGCAGCUCGAAAGGCGGAGGGAAAGAUGCAGGUGGAAAGAAGCAACCCAAAGAAGGCAAACAAGCAAAGCAAACAGAAAAAGGAGCAAAAGGAGGAGAUAAAACACAGAAGUCUGGGGCAGACAAGGGCGAAAAAAAGACGAACAAAACAGAAGCUAAAGCGGGAGACAAGGCAACGACAAAGGGAGACAAAACGGCGGCGAAAGACAAAGCGCAAAAAGCAGCAGGAAAAGAAAAAGAGAAAGCAGGCAAGACAGCAGCAAAGGAAAAGAAGGCAGAAACGGCAACAGGCAAACAAAGUAAGGAGAAAGCAGCAGCUACAGCAGGAAAAGAGAAGGCAGAUAAGGGAGCAGCAAAGGGGAAAGCAGCAGAUAAAGGAGCAGAAAAACAGGGAAAGAAAGGAGACAAAGCAGCAACAAAAGGGAAGUCAGCAGCAGCGAGUGGAGGAGCGAAAGCAGAUAAAAAAGCGGCAAAAACACAGCAGAAAAAGGAGACAGCGGGCCAAGGGAAAGCAGGCAAAGCAACGAAAAAAGAUAAAGCGGCAGCAAAUCAAGACAAAACUGCAAAGAAGAAGAAGGAAAAGGGCGCAGCUAAACCGAACACUGCUACCAACAAACAGAACAAUAAACAAAAACAGCAAAAACUCAUCAGCAGGACGGAGGUGUUGUUUUGCUUUGCGACAGAAACACAGCAUGAACGGAUCCUUACAGUUCUAGUAGCAUCUGUAGUUAAAGAUAAAACUCCUUAA
Molecule: messenger RNA, 2892 nt
Organism: Eimeria acervulina
Lineage: Eukaryota; Apicomplexa; Conoidasida; Eucoccidiorida; Eimeriidae
Exons: 3
Coding region: 1-2892 (963 amino acids)
Biological process (GO): regulation of transcription by RNA polymerase II
Cellular component (GO): nucleus
Molecular function (GO): transcription cis-regulatory region binding
Source: RefSeq, a predicted model, not a curated record